GUAAUGCAACAGUUCCGACAUGCGAUUCUACCGAGGAUGAGAUAGAUGUGUUUGAGUCUCAUGCAAAUCCCCAAAAUUCUCGAAAGAUGGGUUGGAGCUUGUGAAUUGAUGUCUGGUCUCAUUCCCGUCUCAUCUCUCCCAUCUCUCAUCUCUCACAUCUCUCACCAUGCAUUGCAGCAGUUAGUUCAAUUCAAGCUCAUAUUCAGAUGGUCGCUGGAUUGGUAGGCGGCGGGCGGGAUCAGCGGGCCAAAAAAGUAGCAUUACCUCAUCGCUGCCUUGUGAAGCAUAAGCAUGGGAAAAUUAUGCCUAACUUUUCAGGCAGCAAAUCCCAGGCCGCAACGGGUUUUCCCGGGGCAGAGCUCUGCCUGUCCAAUUGAGCCAACCAACGUCUGCUGAUUCCCGACGCGGCAAUUUGGCAAAGCUCCCACCACCAAGCCCACCCACCCAGACUGCUGGUCGUCGCAAAGUUGCAAGUGUGAAUACCUUCAACCUCCACACAUCCAUCCAAAAUGACGGCCCCAUCCCUCGCCAGCUAUGUCACCAAGCGCCCCUGGCUCUCCAAGCUCCUGAAGCCCGUUGCCGGCUGGUACAGCAAUGCUGCCCUCUACCGUCAAAUGGGUCUCAAGGCCGAUGAUUUGAUCUCCGAAGAAAACGCCGACGUCCUCAAGGCACUCGGCCGCCUCACCCCCAAGGAGUCCUACGACCGCAUCUACCGCAUCCGCCGCGCCACCCAGCUCUCCCUCCAGCAAAAGAUCCUACCCAAGAACGAGUGGACCAAGCCCGAGGAGGACGUCCAAUACCUUUCCCCCAUCCUCGAGGCCAUCGAGGCCGAGGCCAAGGAGAAGCAGGCUCUCGACACUCUUGUCCCCUCUAAGGCCAGCCACUAAGAGAAUUGUCCUGAACUUUUGCUUGCAGCCAAAAGAAGAGGAACCGGGAGUGGCGGAAAGGAGAAAAGGGAGGGAAACUGUAUUAUGAUCAUGGACCCAGGUCUGGAACCGACCAGGGUCAAGGAGUAUGGGAGGG
Messenger RNA from Podospora bellae-mahoneyi, 1023 nucleotides. RefSeq names its product Cytochrome b-c1 complex subunit 7, mitochondrial (gene QCR7). The transcript has 2 exons. The record is from RefSeq and is a predicted model, not a curated record. Bases 510 to 887 code for a protein of 125 amino acids. NCBI's taxonomy places the organism in Eukaryota, Fungi, Ascomycota, Sordariomycetes, Sordariales, Podosporaceae. Gene Ontology annotation, biological process: mitochondrial electron transport, ubiquinol to cytochrome c.